Messenger RNA from Morchella importuna, 2061 nucleotides. RefSeq lists its product as uncharacterized. The transcript has 8 exons. The record is from RefSeq and is a predicted model, not a curated record. Lineage: Eukaryota; Fungi; Ascomycota; Pezizomycetes; Pezizales; Morchellaceae. The coding region runs from base 1 to 2061 and encodes 686 amino acids.
AUGCUCUCCACGAAUUUCUUUCUCACCUUGGCGACUUUUAUCAGUUUCUUAACCCUGCGCACAAAUGCAAGAACAAUAUAUCCUCGUGAAGUGCCAAGUAACAAUAAUGGCGGAAAUCUCCCAACUACAACCUAUGAACUUCGACCUAUCCGAAUAGACCCGCUGAUGCAUGGUCUCAACCGACGGUCUGAAGUCCCACCACUUCAAGACUUUUCGAGGCUGGUUCCAUCUGAUCAGGAAUUAAUGAUGUAUGGCAUCCCGCUUGACGAUGGAACCUUUUUCGUCGCAAACCUAACCCUCAGUGCACCUGAAAAUUCCCGAAUCCUCUUGAUGGAGAAAUUUGAAGGCCUUACCUCGAAUGUCGACUGUUCCACAAUUGGCGACCACAAGCUCUCUGUCACCUUGGUGGACGAGGAAGUGUUCUCGUAUAUCCAGAUUUGGAGCUGGAUCAACGAACGCGAAGAUAAUCAGUUUGUUAUGAUCACGAACCAUGAAGGUUGUGGCCCUGCAGCACAGCGUGCUGUGUUCUGGGUGCGGAAGGUGGACUAUGUGGAAGAGGCGCUAAGGGUAGACUUCUAUGCCGUUCAGACAGACUGGGCAGAAGUUGCGGGGACGUAUUCCAUGGAUUUCGGGACGAUGCAGCUGGAAUACGGCAAUGAGGAAAAUGAUGAAAAUAGGGUUUAUGGACCGCUAGAGAAACGAUUUGAUCUCUUUGGAAAGAUCAAGAACGCUUUUGAUGAUGCAGGGAAAGCGAUCAAGAAAACAGUGACAAAUGUCGGCAAAGAUAUCAAAAAGACCGCGGAAAACGUUGGAAAGGGUGUUACGAACAUUGUUGACAAGGCAAAGAAUACGUUUAAUAAGGUUAAGGAUAAGGUAGUGAGUGUGGUAGAUAAGGCAAAGCAGAAACUUGGUCAGGCUGUUAAAGCAGUUGAGAAGGGGGUUGGCAAAAUAGGGACUGGAAAGAUUGGGAAAGAUAAUCUGAGUCUCAACAUUGCGGUUGGGAAGGCAAACGUAGCGAAGAAUAUCUACACGGGGAACCAGGGAGCGCAAAUCGUCGACUGUCUCAACUGCUACGUCACUGGUAAAAUCUUAAUGUCUGGUAAUAUGCAGUUUGUGCAAUUUGUCCCCAAAUCAGCUAUAUUUGAAGUAAGGCCAAGGGACAUUGGUACAACGAUGAAGUUCAGGGUUUUUCUCCAGAAGAAUGAUGCCACGAAUCCAGCAUUCCAGUUCGAGAAGGAUGUGUACUCAAUGAAUCUCCCUGCCAUUAAUAUUCCGGGAGUCUUUGGCCUUGGACCCAAAGCGGAAUUGACUGUUAGCUUUCAAUCGAACGUCCGUACCGAUGCCGACUUUUCUUUCGGCGUCACAGGAUCUGUCCCAAACAACGCCCUGUUCCGCAAAGACCUUCUUAACAAAAACACCCCUGGCCAAUCUGGAAAAUGGAAGGGUGUCAAAAUCACUCCUCUUCCCUUUGAACUUAACGGAGGCGCUAUCGACAUGAAGUUCGAUACCGGCACCAAUCUCGUUUUUGGUGUCGGGGUCUUCGCUAUAGGUGUGGGUUCCUAUGACGCGGGAUUUAGACUAAGGCUACCGCGCAUUGGGAUUGAUCUUAAAACGGUCACAAAUAAAAAUGGAAAGCCAGCUUGUGCAGGGAACGCGAAUAAAAGUCCAACCGGGGUUACAAUGAAGAGUGAUGCGAACAUUGAGUUGGUGGCGGUGGCGGGGAAAGAUACAAUGACUGUAGGAAGCUUUUCAGAGAAGAUGCUUUGGGGAAUAAAAUUCCCGCUCCCUUCAAAGUGUUUUCCUAUCAAAGACAGCAGAGGGAAAACGGCGCCAGCUUUCGCACAAACCAAAACAAAAAGCACACUUUCCAAGGGCGUCGGUCUGCUGAAGCAGGUGAAUUCUCUCAAGAACACCUUCUCAAACAAGAAUAAGAAGGGAAAAGCCGCGCCGAAGAAGACAGCACAACCUGCAAAAAAGAAGACAGCGCGGCCUGCUGCGCGCAAGACGGCUCAGCCUGUUGCGAAUAAGAAGACAGCUGCAAAAAAAACUAAAAAAUAUUAA